UUGUUGAUAGAUGGCGGCGGCAUCCGUGGCCUGUCGUCCCUCCAGAUCCUAUGGAACCUCAUGCGCGAAAUCCAACUCUCAGAAAAGCUAGAGAAAAUGCCGCUGCCUUGCGAUCAUUUCGAUCUGAUUGGUGGUACGAGCACGGGAGGGAUCAUUGCGCUCAUGCUGGGCCGCCUUCGCAUGUCCGUCGACGAUGCCCUCCACACGUACGCCCAGCUUUCAAAGGAGGUAUUCUCAAAGGAA
Molecule: messenger RNA, 243 nt
Organism: Stereum hirsutum FP-91666 SS1
Lineage: Eukaryota; Fungi; Basidiomycota; Agaricomycetes; Russulales; Stereaceae
Product: FabD/lysophospholipase-like protein
Exons: 2
Biological process (GO): arachidonate metabolic process
Cellular component (GO): membrane
Source: RefSeq, a predicted model, not a curated record